ACAUAAACAACACAAAAUGAAUUUUGAAACGAUACAUUUUGAAAAAAUAUGCAGAACUUGCCUUUCAGAGAAUACAGAUAUGAGAUCUGUAUUCAGCACAGACGACUCAAAUGGAGAUUGUAAGAGUUUGUAUGAAAUGCUGACAUCCUGUACCACUGUACAAGUAUUUGAAAACGAUGGGUUACCUCAUCGAGUUUGUCUACAAUGUGUUAAUGAACUCAACAGAGCUUUUUGUUUUAAACAAAUGUGUGAGAAAUCUGAUAACACAUUAAGGGAAUUGUUCCUAAGACCCAUACAAGCGUCUUUUUUGCAACUGAAACCGAUAUUAAUGGGCGCUGAAAUGUCACAAUCUGACGUACAAUUACACGUAGACACCCUGACUGUUGACUUUGCCAAUGCUAACACUCAAGAACCAGAUAGUUCAAACCUCGAGCUGGUGCAAAUAGAUGGGACACAUCAUAUUGAGGAUGAAAAUGUUCCUCUACAAGUGCACAACACCUACGAGUUUAUUGACAGCUUCAGUGCAAUAGUUGAUCAGGAUCAACCAUUAGUGAAGGCUGAAGUUCUCCAAUUGGAUCAAGAUGUGGGUGUCAAGUUGUUUGAUAAAAUUGAAGUUAUUGAUAAUAUUUUGGAGUACAAGGAUGAAAAUUAUUUCAGUGAAUAUGUUGAAAAUGACACUGUUUUAGCUGAUAAUGUUACUCAAAUACCGGAAGAUGAUUUAUCAGUUGCUAACGCCGAGAUCAAAGUGUGCAGCUUUGCCAAAGAAACUGAAGCAGAAGAGUCCCUUCUUCAACCUAGUUUACUUUGUGAGGAGUGUGCUGAGUGUUUCCCUAGUGAAUCUGAUUUGAAGGCCCACACAAAAACUCACAGACAGAUUCAAAUCAAGAGGCACAUUUGUAAAGAGUGUCAGAUGAGUUUUUCAAGUACCAGUACACUUUGCAGGCAUGUCAGAUCACACCAUACAGGGACAAAAAGGCACCAUUGCCCACAAUGCAGCAAAUCUUUCGCCAGAUCCGACGAUUUGACAAGGCACAUAAGGACGCACACAGGGGAAAAACCGUUUGCCUGCCAACUAUGUUCGAAGUCAUUCGCUCAGUCUUUCCGACUACUGGAGCACGUGCGGGCCCACAAGGGCGAGAAAUCCUUUGUGUGUCCCACUUGCGGCAAGGCGUUCUGCAGAUACACCAGUUUUAAGGCCCACACAAAAAUCCACUCAGGCAUUAAAACUCAUACUUGUGGUGUGUGCGGAAAAAAAUUGUGUGGUUCAGGUUCGCUGGCGAUACACAUGAAAACCCACACUGGCCAGAGGGACCACGUCUGUCCGUACUGUCAAAGAGGCUUUACGACCCCCAGCAACUUAAAUAUACACAUAAGGACGCACACGGGAGAAAAGCCCUACGUGUGUGACACAUGUGGAAAAGGAUUUCCUGACCCAUCGAGAUUAACAGUGCACAGUCGAAGCCACACUGGGGAAAAGCCCUACGUUUGCCUCACCUGUGGCAGAGGUUGUGUGAGCUCGUCACAACUGAAAAAACACCUGAGGAUACACACGGGGGAAAAACCAUAUUUGUGCAAGCUCUGUACAAAAUCAUUCCCCAGAAGUGAAGAUUUGAAGAUACACAUUAAAACGCAUUCAGGUGACAGAAGUCAUAUUUGUGAGGUGUGCAAUAAAGGGUUUUAUCAAGCCUCGACUUUGAAAGUACACAUGCGAAUACACACUGGAGAAAAGCCCUAUGAGUGUAAAUAUUGUAAAUGUGGUAAGGGCUUUUCAAGGUCUGAUGAUCUAACAAGACACAUAAGAACACACACAGGAGAAAGGCCAUUUUCCUGUAAAUUAUGUUCAAAGUCGUUUGCCCAAUCGUUUCGACUCUUGGAGCACAUCCGGGCGCACAAGGGGGAGAAAUCAUUCGUCUGUCCAACUUGCGGAAAGGCGUUUUGUCGAUACACCAGUUUUAGGGUGCACAUGAAGAUUCACACUGGCGUUAAGACACACACCUGUAAUUUAUGUGGAAAAAAACUAUGUGGUUCGGGUUCCUUGGCAAUACACAUGAAAACUCACACUGGACUGAAAGACCACAUCUGUCCAUAUUGUGGAAAAGGCUUCACAACCCCCAGCAAUUUAAAUAUACACAAAAGAACACACACAGGAGAAAGACCGUAUGUGUGUAACACAUGUGGAAAAGGUUUUCCAGACCCGUCCAGGUUAACAGUCCACAGUAGAUGUCACACUGGAGAAAAACCCUACGUUUGUAAAGUAUGCAACAGAGGUUGUGUAAGUUCGUCACAAUUAAAGAAGCACAUGAGAAUACACACAGGAGAGAAGCCUUAUUCAUGCACACUUUGUCCAAAAACGUUUCCUAGGAGUGAAGAUUUGAAAAUUCACAUUAAAACACAUUUGGGUGAUAGGAGUCAUAUUUGUGGGUUCUGCAAUAAAGGAUUUUAUCAGACUUCGACUUUGAAAGUACAUAUGAGAAUACAUACUGGAGAGAAACCAUAUGAAUGUAAAUAUUGUCAUGAAGCAUUCUCACAAACAGGUCCAUUAUCAAAUCAUAUAAAGAAGUAUCACAAUAAAGUUGCUAAAGUAACUACCACAUCAACCAAUGCAUAACACAAAGAAUUGAAACAAAAACAGAUUUUUAGAGAUGAAUGAUCAUUCAAAAUCCUGUUAUUAAGUAUGGAUUUUAGUACUAUGUAAUAUGAUGAGUUUGUGAAGUACUUUUAAAUGAGUAGAUGGUAUUUAUUAUUUGUAAUUUUAAAUGACUGACUAAAGAAUAUGUAUUAAUUUUACACAAAUUAUGUUGAUCAAAAUUUGUAUAAAUAUAUUACGAAUAUAAUUUGAUAUAUACACUAA
This is a messenger RNA of Aethina tumida (small hive beetle), 2851 nucleotides long. Its product is annotated as zinc finger protein 271. Lineage: Eukaryota; Metazoa; Arthropoda; Insecta; Coleoptera; Nitidulidae. Bases 17 to 2608 code for a protein of 863 amino acids. Gene Ontology annotation, cellular component: nucleus. The record is from RefSeq and is a predicted model, not a curated record. Gene Ontology annotation, molecular function: zinc ion binding. The transcript has 9 exons.